Chenopodium quinoa (quinoa) is the source of this 582-nucleotide messenger RNA. RefSeq lists its product as uncharacterized. The record is from RefSeq and is a predicted model, not a curated record. The coding region runs from base 1 to 582 and encodes 193 amino acids. Lineage: Eukaryota; Viridiplantae; Streptophyta; Magnoliopsida; Caryophyllales; Amaranthaceae. The transcript is spliced from 2 exons.
AUGUAUCUGAACCCCAAGUCUGAGGCUACCUGGUGUAAGUAUUUUCCAACGACCCUCAAAGGUGUUGCACAAACGUGGAUCACCAAAGGGGUAAAAGAAGGCUCAAUUUCUAGUUGGCAGGAUCUCUCCAACAAGUCUAAGAGCAAGUUUUCUACAGCUAAUUGCCGAGAGAAGACAACUGCAGAGCUGAUGAGCCUGCAUCAAGCUGAGGAUAAAAGCCUCCGUGACUAUCUGACUCGCUUCAGCAACGAGUCAUCCAGAAUUACAAAUCUAGACCAGGGCCUUGCCACCUUGGAGGAAGCUUUGGACGGCUCGGAUAAGUUCAUCCGAGCCGAAGAAUGGAAUAAAGCGAAAUCUCAGUCUCAUUCUGGGGCUGGGAAAUCGAGAGGGCAACUGCCCGAGGGCCCGGCACCGAGGAAAGGGAAGGCCAAGGCCUCAGAACCGUCUUCGGCUGCCGAGCCGAAGAAAGAGAAGUUUGACCCUUAUGCAGGGAGAUACGACUCAUACACUCCCCUUGCUCUUCCCCGCACUAAGAUCUUUAGCACGACUAAGGACGAGGGGAGGUUCAAGAAGCCUCGGUAG